Messenger RNA from Engraulis encrasicolus (European anchovy), 455 nucleotides. It is a transcript of the gene il17a/f2, whose product is annotated as interleukin 17a/f2. NCBI's taxonomy places the organism in Eukaryota, Metazoa, Chordata, Actinopteri, Clupeiformes, Engraulidae. The transcript is spliced from 3 exons. Gene Ontology annotation, cellular component: extracellular region. Gene Ontology annotation, molecular function: cytokine activity. Bases 54 to 455 code for a protein of 133 amino acids. The record is from RefSeq and is a predicted model, not a curated record.
GAGCCAUUGUUUUCGUUUCAUCAGAAAGACGAUCAAGCAGAAAUGAUAAGGUGAUGGUGUGUUGUGUGUGUGUGCUUCUGCUGAUCUGCUGGCCUCAGGUGUGCCACGGCCAACAGGUGUGUGAUUCCCCCCUCAGGCUGCAGCUGCUGAAGGCGCCUCCGACACGGGGCUGGGUGAAGAGCCGAGACCUGAACCGUCAAUCACUCUCCUCCUGGCAGUGGACGAAAACUGUAGUCAAGAACAGGAUUCCGGAGGUGAUUUACGAGGCUGUGUGUGACUCUGCCUACUGUGACUAUCCCCAUGGCGACUGGGACACUCAUGAGAGUCUGAACGCAGUGCCUGUGCACCAGGUGAUGCUGGUGCUCCAUGCCGAGAGAGGGCAGCCCAGGAGCUACACGGCCCAGUACAGACGCGUGGCUGUGGGCUGCACCUGCAUGUGGGCCAAGAUGGCUUAA